Molecule: messenger RNA, 1217 nt
Organism: Cajanus cajan (pigeon pea)
Lineage: Eukaryota; Viridiplantae; Streptophyta; Magnoliopsida; Fabales; Fabaceae
Product: calcineurin B-like protein 1
Biological process (GO): calcium-mediated signaling
Molecular function (GO): calcium ion binding; kinase binding
Source: RefSeq, a predicted model, not a curated record
AAGUAUUAUUGCUCUGUUGUAAUAUGAAGAAUGGUUGUAACUGUCUAGUUUCCUCUGGGAGUAAGAGACAGGUUGGCCAUUCCCAACCUUUCUGGGUUGAGGAAAUUGGUCAAUAUUAGCAUCAACAGCAUCCUAUAUAUAUAUAACCCUUAAACCCCACUCUUUCAUUACAUCUUGAUUUCCUCUCUCAUUAUUACAAUUCCCUUUUUCCUUUCUUCUCUCUCAUUUUCUUUUCGUUCCCGUCUUCGCCUCAUACCAAUGGCCAAAGACUUUGUUGAAACAUCAAACGCCAAAUUUGUGGGGAAAGUUCUCCUAUUGAUGUUCUAGAGAAUAUAUAAUUUAUUGAAGCUCGGGCACUACUCUAGUGCGUGCUGUGUUGUUGCAUUUCCUCCACAAUGGGUUGUUUUCAUUCCAGAGUUAGAGAAUUCCCAAUGGAAGAUCCAUUUGCUCUUGCGGCAGAGACAACUUUCAGUGUCAGUGACGUUGAAGCAUUAUAUGAGCUUUUUAAGAGUAUCAGCAGGUCCGUCACGGAUGAUGGACUAAUAAGCAAGGAAGAAUUUCAAUUGGCAAUUUUCAAUAAUAAGAAAAAAGAAAAUCUAUUUACAAGUCGGAUCUUUGAUUUGUUUGAUGUCAAAAAGAAAGGAGUGAUUGACUUCGGUGAUUUCGUUAGAGCACUCGAUGUGUUCCACCCAAAUGCACCAAUAGAAGUCAAGAUCGAUUUUUCAUUUAGGCUCUACGAUUUAGACAAUACGGGGUUUAUAGAGCGCCAUGAGGUGAAGCAAAUGAUAAUUGCACUUCUUUGUGAAUGUGAAAUUAAAUUGUCGGAUGAUAUGAUAGAAACUAUUAUUAACAAGACUUUCAUGGAUGCGGAUCCCAAUCAAGAUGGAAAAAUAGACAAAUCUGAGUGGCGAGACUUUGUUUGUCAAAACCCUUCCUUGUUAAAAGUCAUGACACUACCCUACCUGAAGAACAUAACAACUGCUUUCCCAAGCUUUGUGUUUCACACGAAGGUGGAGGACGAAAUUGCUGAAUGAGAGCUUACAUUUUUGGUUAAGCAAUUAAUUAUUGAUAAAAUUGGGAUUGUCUUUUUCUUUUUCAAUGUCUAUUUCAUACAUGAGUGGGGGAACAGCAAUACAUAUAAGAUAAAAUGGUUAACUGAAUAUAUUGUCUUACAUAUUCUCAUUGACACUUAAAAAAAAUUAUCUUGUAAUCUACUA